Molecule: messenger RNA, 823 nt
Organism: Salvelinus fontinalis (brook trout)
Lineage: Eukaryota; Metazoa; Chordata; Actinopteri; Salmoniformes; Salmonidae
Product: E3 ubiquitin-protein ligase rnf168-like
Exons: 3
Coding region: 238-651 (137 amino acids)
Biological process (GO): protein ubiquitination
Molecular function (GO): ubiquitin protein ligase activity
Source: RefSeq, a predicted model, not a curated record
GUUUAUUUGUUGGAUAGUUGGUCGCUGUGCUGAAAAUAUUCCAGAACCUAUUCCUGACCUACGCUCCUAAGCACAGAUCUAGGAUCAGCUCAUCCUCAUCAAAUCCAAACCAGGACGUUUAGAAUUCACAAGGGGAACACUGACCUCAGACCAGCGUUUAAACCCCACGUCUUCCUGCCUAGACACUGACUCUCUGUCCAGAGUUCCUCUGUGCUCCAGCCGUAUAUCCAUCCAGCCAUGGGUCUGAUGAGCGAGGACAUGGAGUGCUGCGUCUGCCUCCAGCCCUACUCUCGUAGGGAGAAGAUCCCUCGGAUGCUCCACUGUAAGCACACAUUCUGUGGGCUGUGCUUGCAGGCGAUGUCCAGGCUCCAGAGCGGCCUACUGACAGUAUGCUGCCCCCUGUGCCGUUGGAUCACCUGCACCGUGCCCAGCCUCACCGUGUCGGGGUCGCUGUGGGUUAACACUGAGAUCUGGGACCAGAUACUAGACACACAACAGGAAGAGGAGGAGGAAGAAGAGGAGGAAGAGUGGAAGGGAGCUAACAGACAGACACAGACCACUACACAGUACACAUGGUCUCCAUCAAAGCAUUGUGGCCUGAGGAUCAAACUACAGAAUUUCCUGAGGAGGAUGAAGCACAAUGUACUGUAAACCGAGAAGAGGAAGAGCAGAGAAGAAGAAGACUGUAUUUGACCAUUUCAGAGUAGGAGAUACUCAUUGAGUAAUGAAGAUAAUUCACCAAACAGGACCGACCGGUGAUUUUCCAUAAUGAAGCAAGAUUGAACCAAUUAUUAAUAUGCUUUGGGUUUGAUUGACUUUGGGU